GUGGAGGAUGCUCAGCGAUAACCAACUGAUAAGGCUUACCGGCGGCGUCUGUUGCACACACCUGCAGUGAAGCUGUAUGGUUGCUGGCUGCUGGUUGAUGGCUGUCCUUCCGCCUAUCCAUCCAUCCAUCCAUCGACGAGAGGACAAAUUGCCUCUUUCCUAGCUACAAGAAGCAAGCAACCAACAGACGCUACAGACAGACGCAAAAACCAGCACCCUGCCUGGGCCAGCUACCUACCUCUACAUACACACAUGAAAAAUGCCCGCCACGAAUUGUGGCCACUGUCCGAUAUAUAGCUGCCAGCUGCCAUCGAUGGCUCAUGGCGGCGCCCCUCUGGUGGGCAUCUCCGUGACGGUGGCGAAUGGCCGGCAGUGCUCUUGCGUGACGGUGUGGAAGAGCUGCCGAAUGGGGGUGGCGUGCAGGACGCUCGCCGGCUUGGACAGAAUGGAACUGACAACACAACACACAGAGAGAGAGACAGGCAGACAGACAGACAGGAGUGUGUGGUGGUAUGGAGGGAGGGAGGGAGAGGGUGUGUGUGGUGCACCCUUACUGGCAGGUGUCUCUGUCCAUGUGGUCUUUGAGUGGGUGUGGGUUCUUGCGCAGGACGAAGCCGUAGUAGAAGGCGUAGUCGGCGUUGGUCUUGCUGCUGGUCUUCUCGUACGAUAUCAAUACCUCCUCACCUGCAUUGAAUGCAUUGCACCGAAACAUGGCGCACACACACGCACAUCCACAUCCACAUCCACACACGCACAUCACGUGGCUGCAGUUGGUCAUCAAAUUUGAUACCUUUCCGGACCCUCCUGGUUGUGUUGAACUGCAGCCGUUCGGACGAGGGGUUAUAAUCCCACACCGCAUUCAGCUUGGGCACUGGGUCCGUAUUCGCCUAAACACACACACACACACCCUCCCUCCCUCCCGCACCUCACACACGCACCCAGGUGACCUACCUUAUCAGCGUAUGGCGCCAAAACGAACCGCCUCGUGCCGUUCAGGUCCAUGCCCAUACACCGAGACAGACAGAUGGCCGACCCCCACAUCCACUCAUCGUCCCCCAUCCUCGCCAGCUGCCCGUCGACCGCAUAGCGCGUCAGACGCUUGUACGACCGCCGGAGGGACUCCCGCGCCAGCACCACCAGCCGGGCUAGAGGAAGUUUAUCGUACACCUCUGCGCGCAGUAGACAGAGAUAGGGAAGGAGAGAGAGUGCUCUGGUGCCCUGUGUGUGCAUGUGUGUGUGUGAAUGGAUGUGGGUGUGGUUGCUCCACCGAGGUCUUCGUCGGUCGCAAACAGCGGGUGGUUCGUGCGGAACCAGUCUGCAGCAAGCAGCCAUAGACAGACAGACAACACAUACAUACACACAGUCCAUCCAUCGAUCGAUUCUUCCCUCCCCCUUGCUGAGACCCACCGAGUGACGGCAGUGUGGGAAGGUAGAGGGCGAAAUUCGACGCGUCCCCGAGCAUCUCCUGCUCAUGCAGUGCCGCAGCGAUGCGCAUCGGACCAUCGAUCUGAACCGCAUCAUCUGCACACACACAAACACGUACAGAGGGCCCAUCAACGAAUCGAUUCCCCCCUCUGUGAGCGGAUGGAAUGGAUCAAUGAAUUGUCGCGUCACAUACGUCGUGGGCACGCCUUGCAGUCCUCCUCUGACAGGAGGAGCGACCGGGGUAUCUCCAGGACAGUCGUGGCCGCAGCGAAGGACGACGUAUAAGCCAGGCCCUCCACACCCAUACCUGACUCGCCCACACACACACAGCUAUAGCUUACACAUAGAUUGACAGACACAGAUUGACUGACACUUUUCGGCCCAUCUUACUUACCGCCAUGGUAGAACCGCCUGAGUGUGACGUUCUCACAGCUGCCUCCCUGUGCAGCCACCAUGUCCUGCAGCCCCCUCCACGCCUCGACCGGCGUCCCUUCCGGCCGCCUCGUGAGCCACUGCCACCCGUACCUCCCGUACCGCCAGUUGACAAAGAUCUCGGAUAUGAUCAGCAGGCAGAGGAAGAGCAGCACGAAGCGAAAGUCAAACACGAAGGCAAACGUGCUGUUGGUGUUGUUGUUGUUUGCUCGUCCAUUGCCGCCUUGCUGCUGCAUCGCUGCAGCCGCUUGGCGUGACGAUGCCUUGCAGCCGCUGUCGCUUUCUGUUGCUGCUGCUACUGCUGCUGGUGUCUUUGUGGCUCUUCGAGGGCGGAUCAGUCGAGCAUCCGGCGAUGAUGCUGCCGUCAUGAAUGAACCCGCUCGCCCAUCGCUGACGAUUGGAGAAUUGCGGUCCUGCUGACCACAGCGAACGGGGCGCGCCAAC
Molecule: messenger RNA, 2301 nt
Organism: Vitrella brassicaformis
Lineage: Eukaryota; Vitrellaceae
Source: the annotation of a GenBank genome assembly